Molecule: messenger RNA, 798 nt
Organism: Drosophila persimilis
Lineage: Eukaryota; Metazoa; Arthropoda; Insecta; Diptera; Drosophilidae
Exons: 3
Coding region: 1-798 (265 amino acids)
Source: RefSeq, a predicted model, not a curated record
AUGAUACGCCUCACGCUCUUGAUAGUGCUCAUGCUGUUGGUCAGUGUCGAUUCCGGUAACAAAGCACCCCAGCACGCCGCCAUGGCAGCUGCAGCAUCCGAUUCCAUUCCUCCUCCAUCCGCAACAAGCAAUGUGCCACACCAUUUCCAUCAUCAUCAGCACAGCCCCAGCCACAGCAAUGCCACCAGCAGCACAAGUAGAGGAAAUAUUCCAGUCAACGCCAGAAGAGAGGAGACUCCAAGCCCGGGGGCUACCUCUGAGGAGGUCGUCUCCAGUGGCCUCCGCGACAAGAGAGGCACCAAUCAGGCGGCAGCGAAUGGCAAUGCGGCGCCCGGCUUCCAGUUGGAUCAGAGCGAGCUCCAGCGUCAGAAUCAGAUAACCCAACAGAUAUUCGCCAACUAUUUGGAGCGGCGGCUGUUUCCCAAUCGCAGUGUCAGCCAGAAGAUCCCCACCAUAGCGGACAUCCUCCCGAAGCCGAAGCCAUCGGCCAGGCCACGUCCCCGAGGCUUUGCGGCCAGCGAUGGGGGCCUCAAGCGGAGCGGCGGCGGGGCACAGCGGAAUCGGCUGGCAGCAGCGGCGGCCAAGCGCCACACGAGCAGCUCCCAAAAGAAUCGGGACUUCGGGGAGGAGGAGGAGGACCAGCAGCCGCAGGCCGCCGCCCAUCAGGACGACUUCGACGACGAUGUCCAGGAGUCGCUGCAGAGCGUCGAGUCGGAGCAGCAUGAUCAGUACUAUGGCAACAUAUUCCAUCGGGAUCCCAGCGAGAACGAGAUCGAUGCGGAUCUGUGGAUCGGUUAG